AUGGACCAAAGAGAGAUCGACAAACUCGUCUCGGCCAACAAGCUACAAGAACACAACAUACGCGAUCAAGAAAUCAAAGCCAUCCACAACGUCAACUUGUACUUCAUAUUCCAAGCCGUCAUUCUAGGCUCCAUCACCGCCUCCUCAACCGCCACCUGUCGCCAGUGGUGGGUCCCGUUCAGCCUCUCCCUCAUGGCGGCCCUCACAAACCUGCUGGGCUUAUGUGGCGCCAUUUCGCGCGUUCUGAAAUCGAGGGAUGAGCUUGAUCAGAGCCUUUCGGAUGUGGGCUUCAUGAAACUUUAUCCAAUCACGAAAGAGCAGCUGGCCCAAGUCAUGCCUGGGUCACCCUUGAGUCACGAAGGGAAGGAGAUUGUACGGCCCAAGAUUUGUGGGUUGAGAAGGUGGACACGACUUUUCGUGGCUUACUUGUUGAUCGGUUUGUUUGUUGGGUUUAGUGGGGUCGUGAUGUAUGGUUGCCGUAUGAUGCUUUGUAAUACGGUGAGCCCGACAGGAGGAGUGGUGGCGGUGGCCGCCGUGGGCGAUGGAGGAGGGUGCGGAAGAGGAAGCGCGGCAGGUCGGGGUCUGAGGGAGGAGGCGCCAGCAUCAAGAUGUGGGGUCGAAGGAGCGGAAGUCGAUGGGGUCUGGGAAGGCGUGUGGCUGGCCGGCGACGACGUAGAGGGAGGCGCCAGCGGACAGAGAUGGCGUCAAAGGAGAAGAAGUCGAUGGGCAUGGGUCAGGGAAGGAACUGGCAGCGGUAGAUCUGGCUGA
Messenger RNA from Striga asiatica, 768 nucleotides. NCBI's taxonomy places the organism in Eukaryota, Viridiplantae, Streptophyta, Magnoliopsida, Lamiales, Orobanchaceae. The record is from the annotation of a GenBank genome assembly.